Molecule: messenger RNA, 608 nt
Organism: Dimorphilus gyrociliatus
Lineage: Eukaryota; Metazoa; Annelida; Polychaeta; Dinophilidae
Source: the annotation of a GenBank genome assembly
GCUCUCUUGCUUUGAAGGAACGAAGUAUUCCACACAGUCGUCGUGUAGUGAGUUUUCUAUUGCAAAUUUCCUUGUUAUUAUCGUCUUCAGACAUAAACUCUUAAGGUCAUUUUGUUAAAGAAUAUGCAUUAAAUAAUUGUAACCUUUUUUCUACAAAAAUUUUCGUGAAUUUGACGACGAAUUCCUCACUCAAAAAAAUUGACCAGGGCGAUAAUACGGGAAUAAACCGACACGUGUUCAUUCACCUUAAAUUUUAUUCUUUUACAGAAAUGAGAUACGUCGCAGCUUAUUUAUUGGCAAAGCUCGCCAACAGAAGCGAUAUAAAUUUGGAUGACUUAAAAACCAUCAUUGGCAGCGUUGGUGUCGACGUCGACGAGAAACAAGCUAAAAUAGUCCUUAAAAGUUUACAAGGAAAAUCUGUUGAAGAACUAUUGACCGAAGGAAGUUCUAGAUUGGCCUCUAUGCCGUGCGGUGGAGCUCCAGCCGCUGCUGCUGCUGUUGGAGAUGACUCUGCAGCCGCCGUUGGAGCAGAAAAGAAAGAAGAAGCGAAAAAAAAGGAAGAAUCGGAUGAAUCUGAUGACGAUAUGGGAUUCGGCUUGUUCGAUUAA